Molecule: messenger RNA, 1104 nt
Organism: Symbiodinium sp. CCMP2456
Lineage: Eukaryota; Dinophyceae; Suessiales; Symbiodiniaceae
Source: the annotation of a GenBank genome assembly
AUGGCGCCGACCAAGCGCGGCAGAGCCGAGGCUGCUCCGAAGCCCCAGCGCGCGCGUCGGGCAGCGAAGUCUUUGGAGGACGCCCUGCCUGGCGGUCCCGCGACCCUGGUCAGCUGGCUGUCACCCUGGACCACACCGGCCGACAAGGAAGGGGAAGAAACCCUUUACGAAGCCGAACGUAUGUGCGACGCCGGCGUCUGCGACCAUGCUGGAUUUCACAUGGUCCGCGAUCUCUUGCAGCUGGCCUGCGCCAACAGGACCUGGAACCAGCUGCGCUUCCCCGCCCGCAACGCCAACAAAUUCGUGGACCAGUGCCACGAGGACUUUAAUUUCCGGUGCUCUCAAGACCAAAAUGAUCAUCUCGAGAUCCCCAGGAACGUGCUGCGGAAUCAGGACGCAGCCUUAAAGUUUCUGCCCCGCCGCGAAAGACGCCUGGUCGUGCUGGCCAUGGCGAUCGGCUCCGAAAGCGCUGCGGCGGGCGUCCGGAUUACUCACAAAUACACCUCGGGAGCGGUGCUCGCAGACCGCCCGCGGGUAGAAAGCAUGGAAUUAGCCUGCCGGAACGUCGCAGAGAAGCCCUCCGAAGCCAAUCUGGUGAGGUUGCUGGACUUGUGGUCUGCCGAGUGGAAGCACCAAGGACGCACCCGGGCCGUAGGACCUGGAGCUUACGAGAAGUAUGCGACGCUGGGGCUGUUCGGACACGGGGGUGUGGUUGGAGUUUCCAACGCAACGCGCUUGCGGGAAGCCUGCGACGCCGUGAAUCGAUUUCUCAAGAGCCGCUUUCCCAACGGCACCUGGACGUCUAUCGCCGUGCUCUUCAAUCCCCGCAUGGGCUUGCAUCGCGACAUCAUGAACAUGCCCGAGCAUCUGAAUCACGCGCUGGCUCUGGGGGAUUACACAGGAGGGCGGGUGUGGAUCGAAGACGACGAUGGGGACUCCACAUGCACGACAAGCCUGUUAGCUUCGACGCUCGAAGCUAUCACAAGGUCGAGCCGCACGAGGGCAGCAUGUGGGCUCUCGCAGCUUAUGUGCCGCAAGCCUAUGCUCGGGCGACGGAGCAGCAUCGGGAGGCGCUCAGGGAAGCAGGUUUUCCGCUUCCGGUGA